Suillus subalutaceus is the source of this 1602-nucleotide messenger RNA. RefSeq lists its product as uncharacterized. The record is from RefSeq and is a predicted model, not a curated record. Bases 199 to 1482 code for a protein of 427 amino acids. The transcript has 5 exons. Gene Ontology annotation, molecular function: 2-oxoglutarate-dependent dioxygenase activity. NCBI's taxonomy places the organism in Eukaryota, Fungi, Basidiomycota, Agaricomycetes, Boletales, Suillaceae.
CCCGUUGUCCUUUUUAUCUUCAGCCACGCGUGACGGAAAAUGGUUUCUGUCACGUAACUGUUCGCGUGUUUGUGACACUUCGAUGCCUUUCACACGUGGAGUGUUGAAGUCCGCAGAGCAAAACGCUCAUGUAGCCGCCGCCAGACGUGCAUCUUUGUCUCUUAAUUUUGUUUGCAGGUUAUCAGGCUCUUUCGAUUCAUGAGUCUUGAAUUUUUUGACCAACUCCUGGCAGAGUUGAGUGACGAAAGUCACCCGUCCACAGUUGACUUACGGUGCUGCGGCUCGGUAUACUUCGAGUUUUACGCAGCGGCUCGUUCAUUGCAUGACAACGUCGACUCGGGGACGUCAAUGAAACCUUUCAUCGAUAGGGCGUAUCAAGAAAUGAGCCGCUUACCGCCGUCCGAGUCCCUUUGCUGGCGAAGGCUAUACACAGACGCCUGCCUCUUAUAUGCUGUAUCCGAAGUUUCUGAUUUGGUACAGGAUGAUGCAGCAGCUACAGAAGCUGUUGCCGUCUUGGAUCGCGCUAUUAUUAUAGCAGGCGCUCCUGGCAGAUUGGAUUCUAUCCAUCAACUCAUCAAAGAUAUCCAAGAGAACCAUCUAACGCUGAAACCACUCAGAGCCUCUCCUGGUCACAAACAAUCACUGACACAGAUGUACCAUUCCAGCGCCUUUUCCCUUGGUGUUCCUUGCAUUCACCCUCCACCAAAUGCCUUCGGGAGGGAGUGGUCACAAAAGCCAUUUGUACUUCAACGUCAUGGUCACGUACAAGGUUGGAAAGCCUUAAGUUCGUGGGCGUCUAUUGACUAUCUCCGUUCCGUGGCGGGCGCUGGUCGUCUUGUGCCUGUCGAAGUUGGGAAAGACUACAGGACUGAGGAAUGGACCCAAAGGCUGAUGAGCUGGGACUCUCAACCCCAGAAUGAGGUGUCAUACCUUGCACAACAUAACCUCUUGAUGCAAUUCCCGGCUCUCGAAGGGGACAUUGGUAUUCCCGAAUACGUUUAUGCGUGCCCUGAUCCCCCAUCUUGUUAUCCUGCUUACAAACCUCCGGGAAAUGCGGAUGGGUUGAUCAUCAAUGCAUGGCUCGGCCCAAGGGGUACCAUUUCCCCGGCCCAUACUGACCCCUUCUUCAAUUGUUAUGCCCAAGUGGUCGGCCGCAAGACCGUCUGGCUCGCACCGCCUGAUGUUUCCGAUUUGAUGUACCCAUUCGAUACAUCGACAUCUGACACUGCUGAUAAAUCUCGCAAUCCGGCAGUCAACGUUACGGAGCCAUCAAUGUGCAAUACAUCUCGGGUGGAUGUGUUUCCCGAUUCCCCGGAGGCAGAGAAAGCAUCGCGAGAUGCUUUCCCUGAUUUUUGGAAAGGGGUGCCGCAGAAAGCUAUGUGCAUGACCUUGGCCCCCGGUGAUGUGCUAUUUUUUCCUCCUGGAUGGUGGCAUGCGAUGCGGAGUGAAGAGACGAGUUUUUCUGUUUCGAUGUGGUUUUAGUUGUGGUUUUAAGAUGGCGUUGUGUACGUAGAUACGUUGAUGGUGACCAUUAAACGAGCAAUGCGAAAGUCGGAGAAUGAGAUGAUCGAUCUGCUGUGAGUCGGAGCCUGUGACUUGUCC